UGACAUUCAAAAAAUGACAUUUCACCACGAGUGAUUUGUUGUGGUCGUCGUAUUUGGCUUUUGGCAAAUUUUAACUAAAAACCAAAGUAAAACCCCAACUAAUAUGUAAAUAUCAUAGCCCUACAUAUAAAAAUAUCAAGAAUACAGUCAUGGCUUCGAGAUCUUCAUUUUCGUCGCCCCUGUCGGCGCUGUCGUCAGUGGAUCCUGACGCGGUCCAGUUCUUGAUGUUCGACGAUGAAGAUAUCAGGAAACUUAGUAUGGUCAAAAUAACCAAUCCUGUAUCCUUUGAUGCUAUGGGCAACCCUAUCUCUGGAGGACUGUACGACUCCGUUCUUGGACCAGCUAGAGACAGGUUUGAUUAUUGCUCGACGUGUGACAAACCCAUGCUACAUUGUCCUGGUCAUUUUGGCCACAUAGAACUGCCACUUGUAGUAAUCAAUCCAUUGUUCCUCAAGAACAUUUAUAGUCUCUUUCGUAUCAGUUGUCUAAAAUGCUUCAAAGUUCAAAUGGAUGACAAGAUGAAGGAGCUCCUUAUACUGCAGCUAAAACUUAUUGAUGCUGGCUAUGUCACUGCUGCAAUGGACUUGUUGGAGAUAAAAGAUUGUAGCAAUGAUGGUAACCCGGACCAAGCACACAAUCUUAUUAAAAAGUAUAAAAAGUUACUGAAAAAGAAAGAUCCUAUCAAUGUUGUGUUCCACAACAAAAACACAGAUAAACUGCGAAAUAAAGUUUUGAAUAGCUUUUUCAAAACAAUAAACAUUGUCAAAAAGUGUGCAUUCUGCAGAGACAGGCUAAUAAAAAUAACUACAUCUGAAGGAAGGUUGAUGCACAGCCACAAUGCCACUGAUGCAGACGGCAGCUUCAAAGGUAUAAAAAUCUUAAUGCCAGAUGAGAUAAAGCGCUAUUGUGCUAAAAUUGCAGAGAACAAUGAAGAAAUUUUGGUGAAUUGUAUACCCAUGUUGAGAAAUGCAAAAGUUAAGCCUGUCACUGACUUAUUCUUCAUGGAGGUCAUCCCUGUGCUCCCACCAUGUGUCCGACCCUGCAAUUUCCUUCAAGGCGAACUUAUAGAACACCCACAAACCAAUGUGUACAAGAGCAUCCUCCAAAACACGGUCACAGCUAGAGUUAUACUUCAAGUGCUAGCAUCAGAAGACCAGCAAUCAACCAUUAAUAACUUGGAUAAAAAGCCAAGAGAUGCUUAUGAGAGUGUGGCAGGUAAAUCAGCAGCUGAAAAACUUCAUCAAGUUUGGCAAAACUUACAAAAGGAUGUGAACAAUCUUCUCAGCUGUGAUGGUGUCGGACUCAACAGUCAGGGCAUUAAACAAAUCCUUGAAAAGAAAACUGGUGUGAUCAGAAUGCACAUGAUGGGUAAAAGAGUAAAUUUUGCAGCUCGCUCUGUUAUUACUCCAGACCCUAAUGUAGAUAUCGAUGAAAUUGGUGUCCCAGAUGCUUUUGCUACAAAGUUGACUUAUCCAGUGCCAGUAACUGAAUGGAAUGUUGAUGAGCUGAGAAAAAUGAUUAUAAAUGGCCCCAAUGUUCAUCCAGGUGCUGAAAAACUUGAAUUUGAAAAUGGAAGAAUUGUAAGAAUCCCAUCAGAUUCUGUGCAGAAAAGAAAAAGUAUUGCCAAAAGGUUGCUGACCCCUGAUGAAUACAAAUCUACAGGCUUGAAAAUUGUUCAUAGGCAUUUAAUAAAUGGUGACAUUAUGAUCCUGAAUCGACAGCCUUCCUUGCACAAACCCAGUAUGAUGGCUCACAGAGCAAGAAUACUUAAAGGAGAGAAAACUUUGCGCUUGCACUAUGCCAAUUGUAAAUCAUAUAACGCCGAUUUUGACGGUGAUGAAAUGAAUGCACAUUUUCCACAAAAUGAAAUUGCAAGGAGUGAAGCAUACAAUAUUUUGUCAGUACGUAAACAAUAUCUUGUACCCAAAGAUGGAACACCAUUGAGUGGUUUAAUCCAAGAUCAUGUGAUAUCUGGUGUAAAAAUGUCUCUAAGGGGUUCAUUUUUCACAAAAUCUGACUAUCAUCAGUUGGUGUUGCAAGCUUUAUCAAGUCACAGAGGUGUUAUCAAGCUUUUGCCACCAACUAUCUUGAAACCAGUGAUGCUCUGGUCAGGAAAGCAAAUUUUAUCAACAAUCAUCAUCAACAGUAUCCCAAAAGGCAAACCAUACCUGACUUUGACAGGAAAAGCUAAAAUUGGUGCCAAGGCAUGGCAAAAGGAACCCCCAAGGAAAUGGAAAGCAGGAGGGACUCCUUUCACAAAUGAUAAUAUGAUGAGUGAGGCUGAAGUCAUCAUAAGAAACGGAGAGCUCUUGAGUGGAGUAUUGGACAAAACUCAUUAUGGUGCUACACCCUAUGGCUUAGUGCAUUGUAUGUACGAAUUAUAUGGAGGAGACAGUUCGAGUGCGUUACUGAGCGCAUUUUCGAAAGUUUUCACGUUUUACCUCCAAUGGAUUGGAUUCACCCUUGGUGUUAAAGAUAUUCUAGUGGUGGAGGAAUCAGAUAGAAAACGUGAUGAUUAUGUAUGUCUGGUCCGACAGGCGGGAAGAGUCGCCGCUAUCAAAGCUACUGAACUGCCAGCUGAUGUUGACGAAGAGACACUUAUCAGAACAAUUGGUGAAAUGCACGCAAAAGACCCUAAAUUCAGAGCAAACUUGGACAGGCAAUAUAAAAGUAUGUUGGAUUCUUACACAAACAACAUAAAUAAAGUUUGCUUGACUGAGGGUCUAUUAGAAAAGUUCCCCUACAACAACUUACAACUGAUGGUGCAAUCUGGUGCGAAAGGAUCAACUGUAAACACCAUGCAGAUCUCUUGUCUGCUAGGACAAAUUGAGUUAGAAGGCAAAAGGCCUCCUCUUAUGAUUUCUGGUCGAUCUCUUCCCAGUUUUCCACCUUACGACACCUCGCCGAGAGCUGGAGGGUUCAUAGACGGACGUUUCAUGACUGGAAUACAACCUCAGGAGUUCUUUUUCCAUUGUAUGGCUGGACGUGAAGGUCUUAUCGAUACUGCUGUCAAGACGAGUCGUUCUGGUUACUUACAGAGAUGUUUGAUCAAACACUUGGAAAGUCUGAACGUCGCUUACGAUCACACGGUUAGAGAUUCCGACGGCAGCGUCGUGCAAUUCGCUUAUGGAGAGGAUGGUUUGGAUGUGCUAAAAUGUCAAUAUUUCAGAAAAGACCAGCUUGGUUUCUUAGACUCUAAUUCUGGUGCAGUAGCCAGCAAAUCUGCGAUCAAAAAACUGAAGGAAGACAUUGAUGAAAAAUCAAUUGCUAAAGCUACUAAAGCAUUGAAAAAGUGGAAGAAGAAAAAUGGGAGUCCAUUCGAAAAAGUUAGACAAAGUGGUUUCGCUAUAUUUUGUGAAUCCGUUAAGAACGACAUCAAGCUUAAAAAGAAGCCAUCAGACAAAACGAGAGAUCCGUACUAUUGGGAGUUGGAAAAAAUGUGGCGUAAUUUGGAUGAAGACGAAAGGCGUCAAUACGAGAAAAAGUCCUGCCCUGAUCCUUUGCCCAGUAAAUAUUCCCCUGAAUAUAAAUUUGGCGUCUUAAAUGAAAAUCUGGAUGGGAUUAUACAGAACUACUUGAAAAAUCGACAGGAAAGUAUAUAUGACAGCAACACUGACAAGGAAAAAUUCUUGGAAGUUAUGAAGGCUAAGUACCUUGCAUCGAUGGCCGCUCCUGGUGAACCAGUCGGUCUGUUAGCCGCCCAAUCCAUUGGAGAGCCUUCGACUCAGAUGACACUGAACACUUUCCACUUCGCCGGUCGUGGUGACAUGAACGUCACCCUCGGUAUUCCGCGUCUCAGAGAAAUCCUUAUGACAGCUUCAGCAAAACUUAAGACACCUAACAUGGACAUACCUUUGAGAGCCGACAUUCCAGGCAUUAAAAAGAAAGCUGAACGUUUGAGACAAAAACUGAACAGAGUCACAGUGGCUGAUGUGCUUGAGAAAAUCGACGUGCAAUGUGAGAUAGUCACGGACCCUGAUAGGUUCUUGAAAACCACAAUGCGCUUCAGCUUUUUGCCGCAUGCUCAAUACAAGCCUCAGUAUGCCGUGAAACCACCUCAGAUAAUAAAACAUAUGCAGAAAAAGUUCUUUGAUGAGAUGUUUGCGACCAUACGUAAGCAAGUGAAAGCGUCGACGGGUGUUCUGUGGUCUGCGGAGAAAGAAAAGAGAACAAGGAAAAAUGCCGAUAAAGACGAUGACAUUGAUGACGCUCCAGCACCCGAAACAGAAAUGGCCAAUGGCGGCGCCGACAGCUCAGACGAAGAAGGACCUAAUGAAGACGACGACAAUACAGAUGCCAAAAUAAGAAAGAAACGAGCUGAAGAGCAAGAAUAUGAAGACCCUGAAUCGGAAGAAGAGGAAAAGUCUGACGACGAGUUAGAAAUCGACGAAAACCCUGAUAAAGAAUCGGACGACGUUCAGGAAGUGCAAGAAGUACCUAAAGAAAUCUCUGAAGAAGUUAAUAAGACCAUCAAGAGCGUUGACAACGCGACGAAUUACUCUUUCGACACCAAAAACCACCAGUGGUGCGAACUAACAGUUGACUUCCCCAUCGACUUCUUACGAGUCGACCUAUCCCAGGCACUGCGUGAUGCGGCUUCCAAAUCCGUGAUUUACGAAGUCAAGAACAUAAAAAGAGCCAUCGUCAACCAAGAAAAGGACGUCCUCUACAUAAAGACAGAAGGCAUCAACAUUUUACAGAUGUUCAAGUACAAUAAUCUGCUGGAUAUGAACAAGUUGUACAGUAACGAUAUCCACGCUAUUGCCAAUACUUAUGGUAUAGAAGCAGCGAAUAAGGUGAUCAUAAAGGAGAUUCAGAACGUGUUCAAUGUUUAUGGUAUCAUCGUGGAUCCUAGACAUUUGUCUUUAGUAGCCGACUACAUGACCUUUAAUGGGGUAUUUGAACCAAUGAGUCGGAAAGGGAUGGAGUCUUCGACGUCGCCUCUACAGCAGAUGUCGUUCGAAUCGUCGCUGAUUUUCUUGAAAGAUGCCGUGAUUAAUGCGAAGACGGACAACUUGCGAUCGGCGUCAAGUUGCCUUAUGCUGGGCCAGCCGUGUCGUAGUGGAACUGGUGCUUUUAGUCUGCAAUUAAGCAGUAAAAUCGUAGAAUAAGCAUAAAUGAAUGUGAUUUGUUAAUUUGUGUAAGGACAUUGAUAUUGUAAGUAAAAUAUUUUGUUUUAAAUA
Ostrinia furnacalis (Asian corn borer) is the source of this 5183-nucleotide messenger RNA. It is a transcript of the gene RpI1, whose product is annotated as RNA polymerase I subunit RpI1. Bases 150 to 5111 code for a protein of 1653 amino acids. The transcript is spliced from 3 exons. Gene Ontology annotation, cellular component: RNA polymerase I complex. Gene Ontology annotation, biological process: DNA-templated transcription. NCBI's taxonomy places the organism in Eukaryota, Metazoa, Arthropoda, Insecta, Lepidoptera, Crambidae. The record is from RefSeq and is a predicted model, not a curated record. Gene Ontology annotation, molecular function: DNA binding.